AUGUUGGUUGUACAGUUUUGUACUUCUCAACGAAGCAAAAAGUCUCCUCUUCUACGUUGUUUGACCGGUUACAAAGAUAGUAACGGCAAACUUUCCGAUUGUCCUCCGGAUAAAGUAUUUUCAAAAUGUGUCAGUCGGUGUCCAAAAACAUGCCAGAAUCCAUACGUAAAAUCUGAUAAUAAAGAAUGUUUACGUAAUUGCCGUUCUGGUUGUGUUUGUACAAACGGAACACUUAUUGAUGAAGGUCAAAAUCGACAAUGUGUACCUCAAGAUGAAUGUACAUGUUUUCUUCAUGGAAAAGUCUUCAUGCCAAAUGAAAUCUUACUUCGACAUGGAAGAAAAUGGUUCGCUUUUUCAGAUAAUGUUGUUGAUUUACAUAUUAGUAUAAUUGUUGGUACUUAUUUUGUUGAUUUUCAUAGAUUACUUGUCAACGAUCUUAUUACAUCUGCAUUAGGUUUAGCGGUUUUUCUUCAAGGAAUGUUGAUCAUGUUUGGUUCAUAA
Messenger RNA from Rotaria sp. Silwood1, 501 nucleotides. The record is from the annotation of a GenBank genome assembly. Lineage: Eukaryota; Metazoa; Rotifera; Eurotatoria; Philodinida; Philodinidae.